GCCGUGGGCGCUGCCCCCCCCCCCCCCGCAGGACACUUCACGUCGGCCGAGGACCUGAACCUGCUGAUCGCCAAGAACACGCGGCUGGAGAUCUAUGCGGUCAGCGCCGAGGGGCUGCGGCCCGUCAAGGAGGUGGGCAUGUACGGCAAGAUCGCCGUCAUGGAGCUCUUCCGCCGCAAGGGGGAGACCAAGGACCUGCUGUUCAUCCUGACAGCCAAGUACAAUGCCUGCAUCCUGGAGUACAAGCAGAGUGGGGACAGCAUGGACAUCAUCACCCACGCCCACGGCGAUGUGCAGGAUCGUAUUGGUCGUCCCUCUGAAACGGGUAUAAUUGGCAUCAUUGACCCAGAGUGCCGGAUGAUUGGACUGCGACUCUAUGAUGGCCUUUUCAAAGUCAUCCCUCUGGAUCGUGACAACAAGGAGUUAAAAGCCUUUAACAUCCGUCUGGAGGAGCUGCAGGUCAUCGAUGUCAAGUUUCUCUAUGGCUGCCAGGCCCCUACCAUCUGCUUUGUUUACCAGGACCCCCAAGGCCGCCAUGUCAAGACAUACGAGGUGUCUUUGAGAGAGAAGGAGUUUAACAAAGGUCCCUGGAAGCAAGAAAACGUAGAGGCCGAAGCAUCCAUGGUGAUUGCAGUGCCUGAGCCUUUUGGAGGUGCUAUCAUCAUUGGGCAGGAGUCCAUCACAUACCACAAUGGCGAUAAAUAUCUUGCUAUAGCUCCUCCCAUCAUCAAGCAAAGUACAAUUGUAUGCCACAAUCGUGUGGAUGCCAACGGGUCCCGUUACCUCCUGGGGGACAUGGAGGGUCGUCUCUUCAUGCUGCUUCUGGAGAAGGAGGAACAGAUGGAUGGCACAGUCACCUUGAAGGACCUGCGAGUGGAGCUGCUUGGGGAGACGUCCAUUGCGGAGUGUCUGACCUACCUGGACAAUGGUGUUGUUUUUGUUGGCUCUCGGCUUGGGGAUUCCCAGCUUGUGAAGCUCAAUGUGGACAGUAAUGAACAGGGCUCCUAUGUGGUGGCCAUGGAGACCUUCACCAACCUGGGCCCCAUUGUGGACAUGUGUGUGGUUGAUCUGGAGAGACAAGGCCAAGGGCAGUUGGUAACAUGCUCUGGUGCCUUUAAGGAGGGCUCCCUGAGGAUCAUCAGGAAUGGGAUUGGGAUACAUGAGCAUGCCAGCAUUGACCUACUGGGGAUUAAAGGUUUGUGGCCCCUGAGGUCAGACUCUCAUCGUGAAACUGAUAACACCUUGGUGCUUUCUUUUGUCGGCCAGACGAGGGUUCUGAUGUUAAAUGGAGAGGAAGUGGAGGAAACAGAGUUGACAGGAUUUGUAGAUGAUCAACAGACCUUUUUCUGUGGCAAUGUGGCCCAUCAACAACUAAUCCAGAUCACAUCCGCUUCUGUGCGGCUGGUAAGCCAAGAGCCCAAAGCCCUGGUGAGUGAAUGGAAAGAGCCCAAUGGAAAGAACAUCAGCGUGGCUUCCUGUAACAGCAGCCAGGUGGUGGUGGCUGUGGGGCGAGCACUAUAUUACCUGGAGAUCCAUCCGCAGGAGCUCAGCCAGAUAAGCUGCACAGAAAUGGAACAUGAAGUGGCGUGCUUGGAUAUCACGCCCUUGGGGGACACAAACGGCAUGUCCCCUCUGUGUGCCAUUGGCCUGUGGACUGACAUCUCUGCCCGUAUCCUAAAGCUGCCUUCGUUUGAGCUGCUGCACAAGGAGAUGCUGGGAGGAGAGAUCAUUCCCCGCUCCAUUCUGAUGACCACCUUUGAGAGCAGUCAUUACCUUCUUUGUGCCCUGGGUGACGGGGCUCUUUUCUACUUUGGGCUCAGCCUUGAGACUGGGUUGCUGAGUGACCGUAAGAAGGUGACCUUAGGUACCCAGCCCACUGUCCUAAGGACCUUCCGUUCUCUCUCCACCACCAAUGUCUUUGCCUGCUCUGAUCGCCCCACCGUGAUCUACAGCAGCAACCACAAGCUGGUCUUCUCCAAUGUCAACCUCAAGGAAGUGAACUACAUGUGCCCCCUCAACUCAGAUGGGUACCCUGACAGCCUGGCAUUAGCCAACAACAGCACCCUGACAAUCGGCACCAUUGAUGAGAUCCAGAAGCUGCAUAUCCGUACAGUUCCCCUGUAUGAAUCCCCCAGGAAGAUCUGCUACCAGGAGGUGUCUCAGUGCUUUGGCGUACUCUCAAGUCGCAUUGAGGUACAGGAUGCCAGUGGGGGCACCACUGCACUUAGACCCAGUGCCAGCACCCAGGCCCUGUCCAGCAGUGUCAGCUCCAGCAAGCUGUUCUCUAGCAGCACUGCCCCACAUGAGACCUCCUUUGGCGAGGAGGUGGAAGUGCACAAUCUACUCAUCAUAGACCAGCACACCUUUGAAGUGCUGCAUGCUCAUCAGUUCCUGCAGAAUGAAUAUGCCCUAAGCUUGGUGUCCUGCAAGCUGGGUAAGGACCCCAACACAUAUUUCAUCGUGGGGACAGCCAUGGUGUAUCCUGAGGAAGCGGAGCCCAAGCAGGGCCGCAUUGUUGUCUUCCAUUACUCUGAUGGAAAGCUGCAGAGUCUGGCUGAGAAGGAAGUGAAAGGGGCUGUGUAUUCUAUGGUGGAGUUCAAUGGCAAGCUCUUAGCCAGCAUCAACAGCACGGUCCGUUUGUAUGAGUGGACUGCAGAAAAGGAGCUGCGCACAGAGUGUAACCAUUACAACAACAUCAUGGCUCUCUAUGUGAAGACCAAGGGGGACUUCAUUCUGGUUGGAGAUCUGAUGCGCUCUGUCCUGCUUCUAGCCUACAAGCCAAUGGAGGGAAACUUUGAGGAGAUUGCCCGAGACUUUAAUCCAAACUGGAUGAGUGCUGUAGAGAUCUUGGAUGAUGACAAUUUUUUGGGAGCAGAGAACGCCUUUAACCUGUUUGUGUGCCAGAAGGACAGUGCCGCCACAACUGAUGAGGAACGCCAGCACUUGCAGGAGGUGGGGCUGUUUCACCUGGGGGAGUUCGUCAAUGUUUUCUGCCAUGGUUCCUUGGUCAUGCAGAACCUGGGCGAGACGUCCACACCAACACAGGGCUCAGUGCUUUUUGGCACGGUCAAUGGGAUGAUUGGGCUGGUGACCUCGCUGUCUGAAAGCUGGUACAACCUCCUCCUGGAUAUGCAGAACAGGCUCAAUAAGGUCAUUAAGAGCGUGGGCAAGAUUGAGCACUCCUUCUGGAGAUCAUUUCACACUGAACGCAAAACGGAACCAGCCACAGGGUUCAUCGAUGGUGACUUGAUUGAAAGCUUCUUGGACAUCAGCCGCCCCAAAAUGCAGGAGGUUGUGGCAAACCUACAGAUUGAUGAUGGCAGCGGCAUGAAGAGGGAGGCCACCGUGGAUGAUCUGAUCAAGAUUGUGGAGGAGCUGACCCGGAUCCAUUAGUAGGAUUUGGAGUUGUCCCCUAGCACCUUCCUCCAUGUAGAAAAUGGAGUCUUUUCCCACCUGCAGCCGGAGGCCCCUCUCCAGUUGCACUAUGACACCAGAGGAUGGUGGUUACUUGCCUGGGUGGAAGUAAGGAAACCUCUUUGACCCGAAGUCAUCUUGCCAAGGGCUUGGCGGAUGCAAUAUUGGGCAGGCGCCAUGUCAUUUCCUGCUUGGACUCACCAAUCCUGUGGAUCUGAGCUCCCAACCCCAGGCUUGUGAUGGCAGAUUGCUCCUUUUGGGUAAAUUGCUAGUGCUUGGCUUCUGGGGUGUCGCUGCCUAAAUUCCCCUGUGACUUACCCGUUCACUGUUGUCCUUAGUAUCUUUUUAUUUGAAGGGGGAGGGAGGGUUGCAUUUAUUGUGUUUUGAAGUGAAAGCUGACUCUGUCUCCAUUGGGGCCUGUGGAGGGAUUGGAACAGGGGUGGACAAAAUACGGCCCACAGGCUGGAUACAGCCUGCCAGGUGAUUGGAUCUGGCCCAUGGAUGCCUCAGCAGUUCUCCACAUGGGUCCAUGCCCUGCCCACUCGCACUGGGGUAGCCCUGCCCACUCGCACCAGGCUCCCACUGCUGCCCACUAGCCCAGGCCGUGGCAAAUGCACAGCUUCUGCUGGAGUUAUUCCUAGUGUGGCUGCAGCUGAGUGCUGCUCUGUGCUCCCUGCCUCCAGCAGAGGCUCCUGCAUUUCAUCCUCCCCCCAGCCACACUAAGUGAGCAGUUUCAGCUGGGCAGCUCCUACCUCAGUUCGCAAGGCUCCAGUUUCAGCUCCCAGCCACUUUGGGAUGGAAGGAAGCCAGGAUCUGGAGCCAGAGCCCCACACACCUGCUGGGAGUAGCACAGCACAGUGGGGCAAGAGUGAGAGGAGGACCUGCUGCUGGAGGUUGUGGGGUACAGAGAAGCACCCAGCUGGCUGCAGCUACACUUAGUACAGCCCACCAGAAGCUGCUCCUGCCCCUGCUGCGCUGUGCUAUGCCGCACCAUUCCAGGUGGGUGGGCGAGCAGCUUCAACUGGGUGGCUCCUGCUCCAGCGCCAGGACUCUGGCUUCAUUCAGCUCCUGGCUGCCCUCCCUGGAGAUGGAGCCAGAGCCCCGUGUACUGGGGCAGGAGCAGAGCAGCUUCCAGUGGGCUGUUCCCAGGACAGCUGCAGCCAGCCAGGUGCUGUUCUUUGCCCCCCAGCUUCUGCACCCCCUGCCUUCAGCAGCAGCUCUUGCUUCUGCUGCACCGUACCACACCACUCCUGGUGGGUGUGGGGCUCCAGAUGCUGGAAAUGGAGGCAGGGGACUCAGAGCAGCACCUGCCCAGGCUGUGGGCACCAGCGCAAGCACAGUGCAGGCUGCCCUGGUGAGAGCAGGUGGGGUUUGGCCCCAUGUGGAGUGCCACUGGGGCAGCAUGGACACUGCCCAGGGCAGCUCUGUGCGUGCCCCCUGCCUCCUCCCAUCCCAACCACAGCAGGCUCCUGGGACCUAGGCAUUGCCCCCCUCCACACACAGACAUAUACAGAGGCACAGGCCCCCCUCCACACCCCACAGAGCAGGGGCAUGUGAUCCCAGUCCCUCCCACCGCUCUCACUUCACUCAACACUGCUCCCACCCGCCCACAGCCCCAUAGGGAGUUUUGGUCAGUUGUUGGUGGGGGUGGCAGUCCUGACACAGCCCAUAACAGCUGAUCAAAAUUCCCUAUGUGGCCCUUGGGCCCAAAUAAUUGCCUACCCCUUGGCUGGAAGGUCAUCUCUGGUACUGGGGUGCCCGGGGUAACACCUGUGUCGGCUUGCAGAGGUGCCUGUUUGUCUGGGUAGUGAAGCUGAGAGGGUGGAGAAGGACUCUCUCUCCCCUCUCCCCCCUACCCACCGCAGCCCCCCACAGGAUUCAUGGGUCACUCAGGGAGGAAGGGCCUGGAAAGCUAAAUCAGCGGUUGGUUUCAGAGUUUUACCAAAUAAAGUAGAGUCCAAGAGGAAA
Molecule: messenger RNA, 5382 nt
Organism: Alligator sinensis (Chinese alligator)
Lineage: Eukaryota; Metazoa; Chordata; Crocodylia; Alligatoridae
Gene: DDB1
Product: damage specific DNA binding protein 1
Exons: 26
Biological process (GO): DNA repair; proteasome-mediated ubiquitin-dependent protein catabolic process
Cellular component (GO): site of double-strand break; nucleus
Molecular function (GO): protein binding; nucleic acid binding
Source: RefSeq, a predicted model, not a curated record